Trichomycterus rosablanca is the source of this 5798-nucleotide messenger RNA. RefSeq names its product kinesin family member 26Bb (gene kif26bb). The transcript is spliced from 15 exons. Gene Ontology annotation, biological process: microtubule-based movement. Gene Ontology annotation, molecular function: microtubule motor activity; ATP binding; microtubule binding. The coding region runs from base 363 to 5798 and encodes 1811 amino acids. The record is from RefSeq and is a predicted model, not a curated record. Lineage: Eukaryota; Metazoa; Chordata; Actinopteri; Siluriformes; Trichomycteridae.
UAACUGGGUGGCACCCUGUUGAGAAAGACAAUGAACCAGCGCAUCUGUCAUGUUUUCAUUCUGUGGAUUGAGUAGUAAUAGUUGAUUUACUAUUAUUUACUGCAUGGUGUUUUUCUAUUUUAUUAUAAGAUGAAGUUGAAAGUUAAAGACCGGGACGGUUGACUGGAUUAGAUGAGUGUGAGUGGAUGGACUUGAUGGGAGUGUUUGUAGAGAAUGCCAGGCACUCGGACCCCUGCUACUUGGACUCUUAACUGGCAUCAAGCGCACAACAUACCUUUUUAUUAUUCUGGGCUUGUUUCUGCUUCCCAACUUGGAUCUUUUUGAUUACUGGAUACGAAUAGGCUAUAAUAAGAUCUUUAGAGAUGACUACAAGUCCAAGAUAUAUUAACGGCAGUAAAGCGCGCGCUGCUCUGAGCGCUACCCGGGAUGCGCGUACAUGUGGGGCGCGUUCUGAGCGGCUCCCACCUGAAGGUGCAGGCGCCUUUGGGGACUCCAGUAUCACUCCUGGAUCAGCCGCUUUCUCCUCCUUCACUUGUCCUUCAAGAUCUAAACUGGACUCCGAUCGGUCUGGGCACAGCUCUAUUAGAUCCUUGGCUGCGAGAGGGGAGAGUCUAGUGCCACCAGAUGUGACACUUCUGUGUGAUGAAUGCGUCUCUCGUGUGGUGGCGCUCAGACAAGAAGCUCUUCAAGUGAUACGGGAUAGACACGUCUCAACCAGUGACCCAAAACUCGCUGUCCUCCUUUACGAGGGCAUGCAAGUCCCUGCCUGGAUUGGACUUGGUGGUUGCUGUGAAGUCUGCCUUGCUCAUCUGAGCCAGCUAAAGCAGGAGGCGAUCCAUAGUAUUCUAACCCAAAACCGGACCAUCUGGCCCAAUUCUCCCCCUGCCAAUGUCUCAGCUGGCCAUCCUGCCUCAGGCACUCACACUUUGCCCAAAACCCUCGGCUCCAGUUCUCCAAACCUCAAUAACCGUCGGAGGUCCAGCAAUUUGAGGACGGAAAGCUGGGUCAGAGAACAGGCACGUUUAGAGGCCCUGUGGACUGCAAAUAAUGGAGUCUCUACAUUUGAUGACACAGUAUCUCAGGAUUUAUCAGAUAUGAAGGAAGAUGACAAGUCCACAGUUCUCUGUAACUUCAGCGGCCCUCUACCAUUUAAUACCUCCAAAGUCUCUGCUAUGCUACCUGCUGGGUUCUCAUUCAUUGUCAGGGCUGUCCAGAAGUUAAACUUGACCUCAAGAAGGAGGAAGCAGGGCUCUGACAAUGGUUCCUCGCGCUAUCCAACCAACUUCAGUCGUCUGCUCCAAAAGGCCCCACCUUCCGUACCCUUAAAUCUGUUACAUACUCCCAAGGCCAAGGAACUAUUAGAUGCAGGAAAGGUGAAAGUUGUGCUGCGAGUUGGCCCAUUCCUUAUGGCAGGCUUGUCUCAGUUUCAUGCCCUUAAACUGGAUGCACAAAAGAAACAAGUCAUAGUACUGGAGCCUUCAAACCAAAAUGCACAAAGAUCAGCUGCGGCUCCGACCUUUAUUCCAAAGACGUUCAACUUUGAUGCUACUUUUGGCCCUGAGGCACCCCAGGCUAAAGUCUGUGAGAAGAGCUUAUUUGAGGUCCUGCAUACUGUCAUGGCUGGAGCAGAUGGCUGCGUCCUAAGCUUUGGACAAAGCAAAGAGGGAACAUCAUACACGAUGAUUGGGUCUGAUGAGAGCACAUCAGAUCUUGGGAUUAUUCCAUGUGCCAUUUCCUGGCUUUUCAAACUUAUCAACAAGAAAAAGGACAAGACAUGGGCCAACAUCUCAGUAUCUGUGUCAGCUGUGGAGGUCUGUGGGGAGAGCGAGAUCAUCAAGGAUUUACUGUCUGAUGUAGAGGCAGGUGAUCUCCCAUAUAAGACAGAUGUUUUCCUCCAGGAAGAUCCUGUUUGUGGAAUCCAGCUUUGCAACAAUAAGAUGGUAAGUGCUCCUACAGCCGAGAGAGCAGCUUUCCUACUAGAUGCAGCUCUGGCGUCUCGGAGCACAGGCAAAGAAGGAUGCAGAGGGACUUCCCAUCACCAGUGCCAUAUGUUCUACACUCUUCAUGUCUGCCAAAAACACAUAGAAAGCAACCCAACAUCUGGGAUGUAUGUGGACCAAAGCAAGCUGAGCCUUAUUGACUUGGGUAAUUGUACCAGUGAGAAGAGUAAGAAUAAUGCAAUGGUCUGCCUGGUUGACCUCGGAAGUGUCAUUAUGGCCAAGCUUAAUGGACAUAAACAUGAACCUAACAAGGGAAGUAAACUGUCCAUGCUGAUGCAGGAGUCUCUGGGAAACGUCAACUGCCGCACAGCAAUCAUAGCUCAUGUUUCCACAUUGUAUGAGGACUUACCAGAAACUCUUUGCACCAUCCAGAUUGUCUCUCGGAUUCGAAGAUUACAAAAAAUCAGAAAACAAGGCUGCAGUUCACCUGGAGGAAGAAGCUUGGGCAAAGAAAAGAAUGUGAAUAACUUAAACACGUUAAGAGCAUUUCACUCUGUAGGAUCAUUGGACCAACAUUUUUCUUUGCGUGGCCUCACUGAUGAUCUUGAAGAACGCUCUGGAACUGACAAGUCAUGUGACACUGUCAUUUGCAUGGAUCCUAAAGGUUUCCCCCUUUAUGAAGAGGUCAAAGAGAAUCAAGAGUUUGUGCCAAUAAUUCCGUCUUUACAAAGCGCUUCCUUUAUAAAGCAGUCAAGUCUCUUAAAGUCAACAUUUCAAAAUUCAAAUAGUCCAAAAAAGGAGAUUAAAAAAUUGUGUUCUCGACAAAAUUCCACACAGUCCAGUAGUCCUGAUGUCGAGCACCUCAAGUGCAGUACCUUUGCUGAACUGCAGAAUCGUCUGGGCAGUAUAGAUGAAAGCGAUUUGGUUGAUCUGUAUCCUAGCAAGAUGCAACCUGCAAAUAGUUUAAUCAAAUUUCAAACUCUUGCAAGAAAAGCUGUAAAAAUAGCUGCUGAACAACCAGAGAUUCAACAAUCGCCAAGUAAAAAACACAGGGAACUAGGGCAAUCUAUUCAGCGAGAUGCCCCUAUGAAGGCCAUGGUGGAAAACCCAUGUAGGCAGACUGGACAGGUCAAGAAUACUCAAAAAAGUCUCCCUUGUUCACCCAGACGUGACAAUGUUAGUGACUUGCUGCAAUGUGUACAAGCCACAGAAUCACUAAAUCUUACCAGAAAAGGGAACAUAGCUUCUUCUCUACUCCUGCCAAAAAAAGAUCUGUCAUCUAAUAGCUCCACACUUCCCUCUAAGAUUCGGAUCUCUCCUUUGGGUACAAGUUUAUCCUCUUUGUCUGCUACUCUAGGAUCCCAAGUUUCUUUUCCUAUCACCCGAUGUGAAGUUAUUCCUCAGUUUCCUUUGGAGAACCAUGCAGAGAAGGCUACCAUCACUGUAACAGUCAAUCAGCCACUGGAUCUGAAUGGCCAGGAUGAACUUAUAUAUUCUGUGGUUAAGGAGGUUGCAGUCAGAGGCACGGUUAAUGAGGGCAAAGCUUCAGACAUGACUAGUACUGGUGACCACCACUCUACUAAAAAUGUGCCAUCUGGAUCUCAGUCUGUGAAGAUAAUUGGAAGUGUCGGAGCGGAGCAAAGUGCAGUUAAUUUUGAAGCGCCAGUUAAAGACAAAAUUAGUAAGACACUAUCCGCAUAUAAAGCAAUUCCUUUGGCUCAAACUCUUGCUGUAAAACCACAGGCUGACAACACAUCUCAACUUGAUUCAAAGCCAAAAGAAUGCCAGACUAAGGUUGGCCCAGAGGAGGACCAAACUGCUUUUGGUGAUUUGUGUCAAAAUGAAGCCUCACAGAUCAAAAAGUUUGCGAGUGAGAUCACACUAGAAUGCAAUGAUAACAUCAAAAAGUGCAAUCAAGAUAACAGGUCUUCUAGAGAAGAUUUAAAAGACAGUGUUUCUUCAAUUCGUCAGAAGAUAUCACAAGACCUUCAAAUCAAACUUCCAGAAAAUCCAGGCAGUACCAGUUCAACACAUAACAACAAAACACUUACAAGAAGUUGGCACAGUGUGGACAUACAUGACCACUUAAAAGACUCCCAACAACACUCUACAGGCUGGGAAAUUAGAAAUACCAAUAGCCAAAAAGCAAUGCUAGAAAAUGCACAACAUCCUACCAAACAAGGUAGUGUGGAAUGGACUCUACAGAGUGAACCAUUGUCAAGGUCAGGCAAGGACAGUCCCAGCAAGAAAAACAGAAAAGACGUGCAACCUUUUUUGUCCCAGACAAGCUCAGAUAGUCAGCACCACAAGACAAACAAAAAAUGCCUCAUUGAGGAGAGUAGUAAGCUAUUUAGUGCAAAACUGGAGCAGCUAACAAACAGAAGCAAAUCCCUUGGUAAAUCAUACUUCCAGUGCUUGGAUGCACAAAGUGAUACUGUAUUUUCUUCAAAGAGGAUGGAGGGCAGUGGUACAUCCCCAAGGGUCAGUAGAAGACAUCGUGAUCAGGACUAUAAUAUGAAUUUUGGAUCUAAAGGAAGCUUGGACAAAGAAUAUACAUCACCUCCAGCCAAAAGUGUUACCUCACCGGCUUUGAAGGCAGUUUUUGAGGAAGAAGGUGCUGUGACUUGGAAUAGUCAUACUCUUAGAAGAGUUCCAAGGUUCUCCCCAAACCAUGAUGAAAUAAACACAGCACAGACUUCCAAGUCAUGUCAGUCUUAUAUGGCAACCGUAAACAAACUAUUGUUAAGUCCAGUGAUCCGCAAGAUGUCUCCCAACUUAUGUGUAUCACCCAAGUCGAGCAGACAUGCAAUAAACAGAAGCUCAAGCCUUUCACCUGAUGAAUUUUCCAAAAAAAUCAUCUGGUCUUCCCCAUCACUAUCCAGAAAGCAAGGGAAAUCUUCGCCAGCUUUUAAAUAUCCCAACAACAGAGUAUUGAAUGGACGGAUUGAUAUUCUUAAAGCAAGUGGAGAUUCACUGUCUAGUUCUAGUCAAGAUAGCUUGGAUAUUGAUGACCUUGAGGAGUCAAAAAGAAAAAUUAAACUGCUAAGCCAGACCUUACCUUCUCCAUACAAUAGAGUCACGGCCCCUCGUAAACCGAAACACUGCAGUGGGCACGCCAGUGAUACCACUAGCGUCCUGAGUGGAGAUCUGCCGCCUGCUAUGUGUAAGACUGCAUUGCUGUAUAAUCGCAUUAGCACCAUCAGCAGUGGUUAUGAAAGCCUAAUGAGGGACAGUGAAACCACACAUAGCAGCAUGUCAAUUCAUGAAACCACCAGUGAUCAGAGCUGCUUCAGUACUAUGAAGAGUGCUAAAGGGUCCAAAAAAAGAAAUAUAGGAUCCCUUCAAAGACGUCCAUCGCAGGACACUAUUCUGUCUUUACGCAGGUCUUCAAGUGGGUCCAAAUUACGCUGGAUAGAUCGGGGUACCUCAGAUUCAUAUGAAAUUAAAGUCUAUGAAAUUGACAAUGUGGACAGCUUGCAGAGGAGAGGAAAGGCAGGGAACAAGAGCGUGGUCUGCUUCAGUGCCAAGCUGAAAUUCCUGGAACAUCGUCAACAAAGGAUUGCAGAGGUGAGAGCCAAGUACAACGCCCUAAAAAGAGAGCUGGAACUAGCCAAACAGCAUCUGAUGGUAGAUCCAGGAAAAUGGACCCGUGAAUUCGACCUCUGGCAGACUUUUGAAGUGGACUCACUGGAGCACUUAGAAGCUCUUGAGAUGGUCACACAGCGUCUGGAGAAUCAAGUGAACCGCUGCAAGGCAAAUGUUAUGAUGGUGACCAGUUUUGAUGCUUUACCAAAACGCAGACAGACACCAAGGCGUGGAUGGCCACCUACAGACUAUAAAGGGCUAAUUGAAAUAUAG